Acanthoscelides obtectus is the source of this 1494-nucleotide messenger RNA. The record is from the annotation of a GenBank genome assembly. Lineage: Eukaryota; Metazoa; Arthropoda; Insecta; Coleoptera; Chrysomelidae.
AUGGAUGACACAUGCUUGAUAUCAAAAUUGAAGCCACUCAGAAAAUGUGCAUAUCUCUGCAGUCUAUUUGCUGCCAUCACUGGAACACCCGUUUUAGGUCCAAAAAUUGACAUGAGUGCCUUAUUAUCUGUGACCAAGGGGCAUACAUUACUGUUGUGGUUCCUCCCGCAGCGGAAACAGCCCGGAGAGCGACCAGACGAUGUGAACUGCUGUAGCUGCGGCAGCGCCAUGUUUGAGCUGUUGCCCCCACUCCUGCGCGUGCCUCCUUGGCUCCGCUGCGCUGCAGCCAUACCGGAAGAAGAGGUUGUAAAAGAAUUCAAGUUUCAGGAAGUAAAGGAGAUAUCUCAAAUAUUAUCCUCUUCAAACCCGAAGACCAUAAACAAGUUGAACGGGCUAAAUAUCACCACUAUUAGAAAGGAAAUUGCAGAUUUACUCAAAAGCAACAGAACCGAAUCAGAAAAACAGGACAAAAUCCGGAAAACCGCAUACUAUCGGAGAGAAGUUAAGCCAGCCGUUGAAGAGGUUUUAAAAACUGUUUUACACAAACCUGCAUCUGAUAUGAUUAAAAGAAUUCCCUUAAGCAACAAUACUGCUGAAAGACGUAUUGAUGAAAUGAGUUCUGAUAUUGAAAGCUUCUUAUGUAAUUAUUUGCAAACGACCCAUUUCUCUAUACAACUGGACGAGUCAACUUUACCUGAUAAUGCAGCAUUAUUAUUGGCAUAUGUUCGUUUUACUAUGAAUCAAGAAAUCUACGAAGAACUGCUCUUCGCAAGAACUUUGAUAACCGACACUAAAGAAUUUCUGGAUACUAAAGAUAAAAUUUUAAAAGAAAAUUUAAUGAAGAGGAAAACAGACAUCGCCUAUUUAACAGAUUUGUUUACAAAAUUUAAUAUGGUUAAUUUGCAAUUACAAGGCGACAGUUUAAAUUUGAUUGAAACAAAGUCCAUCUUAUCAGCGUUUCUUGCCAGAGUUAAACUAAUGAAGCAAAAUAUUGGACGGUGCGAAUUUUCUCAGUUCCCCAACUUGUCACAGACAAGCUGCCAGGAAGACGACGUUUCAACUUACGUUCAACAUUUAGAUGCCCUAUAUUCAGAUUUUGAAUCUAGGUUUGAGGAUAUUUUGACUAUGGUAAUACCACCGUGGAUAAGUAAUUUAUAUGGUGACAUAGAAGAAACGAAUGACAUAAUACAAGAGGAACUGACUGAACUAACUGCUUCAUCAGCACUAUCCUCAUCAGCAGCAUCUUCCCAUGUGCCCCCCACAUCUGCCACGCUUCCACCCACAGGGGAAAUGUCUCCCCCAUCUCCAUCAUCUGGGGGUGUGAUGUUGCCUGCACUGAUCACUGGGGAGGGACUAGGAGUGCCCCCUCUUGAAGAGGCGGGAGGGGGGUCAGGGGCGUCGACGGUGGGGGGCGGAGACCCGCCGCUAGGGUCCUCUGCUUGUUGGUCACCUGGAUUCGUACCUGGAAAUGAGUUAAAUGUAGCCAUCAGUUGA